This is a messenger RNA of Zygosaccharomyces rouxii, 1410 nucleotides long. It is a transcript of the gene VMA13, whose product is annotated as H(+)-transporting V1 sector ATPase subunit H. The record is from RefSeq and is a predicted model, not a curated record. Gene Ontology annotation, biological process: proton transmembrane transport. Gene Ontology annotation, molecular function: proton-transporting ATPase activity, rotational mechanism. Lineage: Eukaryota; Fungi; Ascomycota; Saccharomycetes; Saccharomycetales; Saccharomycetaceae. The coding region runs from base 1 to 1410 and encodes 469 amino acids. Gene Ontology annotation, cellular component: vacuolar proton-transporting V-type ATPase, V1 domain; fungal-type vacuole membrane. The transcript has a single exon.
AUGAUUCUUCUGGACAGUACUCACUUCAAUGACAUACGCCAUGCUAUACGUUCACGUAGUGUGGCAUGGGACGCCCUCGCUAGAUCUGCAGAGAUAAGUGAACCCGAUGCAUCCAACGCCAAGUGGAUUGAAAGCAUGCUAGUCAAACAUGCCAAUGAACCUGGAUUCCAGAUAGAGUCAAAUUUCAAAAUUGAUGCGACGACAAUUGAUCCGUUAAUCCAUCUUUUACAAACCUCAACCAAUGCGGAUUCCAAAAAGGCUGUUCAAAAUCUCUUGGCCGAAAUGUUAUCAUCAUCAGACUACAACGAUCAAUUGAUUAGGUUUUUCGUUGAGAAUCCCGAUAGAGUGAAUGGAUUGUUUGAAGUCUCGCUGCAAGGUGACCGCCAAACCGUUUUAAUCUCGGCUUUCAACUUGGUUUCCUUACUCAUACAACCAACUUUACAAAAUGAAUCCUUAGUGGAACAACUGGUUAACAAUGACAAUUUCCUACAGAUCUUGACCGAUUUGGAUUUGAAGGACACCUGUUACGUCUGUGUCAGAUUACUACAAGAACUAGUGGCGUUACCAGUUUACAGACCAAUAGCUUGGCAGGCCCAGCAAAAAUAUUUACCGACAUUAUUUGCAGUUGUGGGUCAAGCAUUGAAUUCAAACAGUGCAACAAAGGUCGUGGCAACCAAUUCUAACAAUUUGGGGAUCCAACUACAGUACUACUCACUGCUGGUCAUAUGGUUAUUGACUUUUGAACCAAAAUUCGCCCAUGAAUUGACCGUACAGUAUUUACCAAGUUUUUUGAACUUGCUGAAGUUGGUCAAAGUGACCAUCAAAGAGAAAAUCUCAAGAUUAUGCAUCUCCAUAAUUCUACAAUGCGUUUCACCACAAGUCAAAAACCACAAACAUGUCAUUAGAAGUUUGUUGUUAUUGGGUAAUGCGUUGUCAGUGUUACAAUCAUUGAGCGAGAGAAAAUAUUCUGAUGAUGAGUUGAGAAACGAUAUGUCAACCUUAAAGGACAUUCUUGACCAGCAAUACCAGGAAUUGACGUCAUUCGACGAAUACUUGGCCGAACUUGACUCCAAGUUGUUGUGUUGGUCACCAUCGCAUGUCGAUAACGGAUUCUGGUCUGAAAACGUGGAUAAAUUCAGAUCGAACCACUGGAAAUUGUUCAAGCAAUUGAUCGACCUGUUAAUCGAAGCCAAGGAACAAGGAAUCAACGAUAAAAAGCAUAAAACCAUCCUUGAAGUCGCCCUGAGUGACAUCACGCACGUUGUUGAUCUACUACCCGAAAGUGUGGACGUAUUGGGUGAAUUGAAGGGUAAAGUUGUCAUUAUGGAGUUGCUGAACCAUCCUGACUCAAGAGUCAAGUACGAGGCUCUAAAGGCAACACAAGCUGUUAUCGGUUAUACUUUUAAAUAA